GCAUUCAUUCCUCGACUGACGCAAUCCAGGAAGAGCCGCUCACUUCUGCGAAGUUUGUCAGGUAGCUUAGCUAAUGGAGUCGAUGGCUGGAAGUAAACAUAAGUGGCCUUAGAAUGUUAUAACGUCUAACCCGCUGAUGUACAUAAGACUUAUGAGAUGGAUGAUAUCAAUUUACACUACAGAUUCCUGAACUGGCGGCGCAGGAUCAGAGAAAUCAGGGAAGUCCGUGCUGUUCGUUAUCAAGAGCGAUACAAACGAAUGUUGAAGAAUGGAGACACGCUAAGUUACCAAGGGAACUCUGAUGAUGUUGGCUGCUACGUGGCUCCACGCCCCUUGUCAAAAGGAAACUGUUACUUCGAGGUGACCAUUAUGGAUACUGGAGUGAGAGGGACAAUUGCUGUCGGGCUGGUUCCCCAGUUUUACAAACUUGACCAUCAGCCUGGCUCGCUUCCACAUUCAAUAGCUUACCAUGCCGAUGAUGGAAAGCUGUACAACGGCAACCCCGUCGGUCAGCAGUUUGGUCCUAAAUGUAACCGUGGUGACCGAAUCGGUUGCGGUAUUUAUGCAGACACUUUCGAUGCCGGACUCGUCACUGUGUUUUUUACAAAGAAUGGCAAAGAAGUGGGGUCAGUGGUGGUGCCGGUGGCUCCAGAUGGGCUUUUUCCUGCCAUUGGCAUGCACUCCCUCGGUGAGGAGGUACGGUUGGACCUGCAGGCGGAAUGGGGUUUGGAGGAGGAGGACAGUGUCAUGAUGGUGGACAGCCAUGAGGAUGAAUGGGCACGCCUGUAUGAUGUCAGAGUCAGUGGCAUGCUUCUGGAAUAUGUCGGGAAAGGGAAGAGCAUCAUGGACGUUGGUCUGGCUCAGGCCCGGCAGCCCCUCACGACACGAAGUCACUACUUUGAAGUGGAGAUUGUGGAUCCUGGAGAGAAGUGCUACAUUGCCCUGGGCCUGGCAAGAAGAGAUUACCCAAAGAACAGGCAUCCAGGAUGGAGUCGAGGUUCUGUUGCAUAUCACGCAGAUGAUGGGAAGAUCUUCCAUGGAAGUGGAGUAGGAGACCAGUUUGGCCCUCGCUGUUUUGAAGGGGACAUCAUGGGCUGUGGAAUAAUGUUUCCUCGGGACUAUGUGCUGGACUGUGAAGAUGAGAUGGACGACUGGGAUGCUGCUGAUGUUCAACCAAAGCAGGGGCGUGUUGAAAAUUUACUGUAUUUGAACGAUGAAGACGAGGAAGAGGGAGAUGAUCCAGAACAAGAACACGAGGGCCGAAAGGUUAUGGUGUUCUUCACCCGGAACGGCAAGAUUAUCGGCAGGAGAGAAGUGGUUGUCCCGGACGGAGGAUUUUACCCCAGUAUCGGGAUGCUCAGCAGCGGAGAAAAGGUGAAGGUGGACCUCCAUCCUCUCAGCGGAUAAAGCUACGAGCGGAUGGGAAAGACCAAAAAAUUAUGCUGAGAUUUCAAUUAUCUUUUGUACAUUUUAAGGCACUUCAAAAUGCAACUUUAACACGUCUAACACUCCAGUGCAUGUUUCAUCGACAGCGAUCACCUCAGCUUCAAUCGGUGUACUGUGAGACCACAUGUAGAGGGGUUUGUGGCAUGAAAAUGGUUAAUAUUGGGCGUCAAAAUAAUGUAUGGAAAUAUUAAAUUAUAUAUUUUUAAUGUACAUAUGUAAAUCUAUGUAUUGGCUGCUAUACAAACAUUUCUUUAGCAAAAAUCAAUCAUAUUAUUAAUUAAUAACUAGACACCAUAGAGAAACUUAAAGAUAUGGCAUGAGGGUGUUAUUAAUUAUAAAUAAAUGACAAAUACAUAUAAUAAUGUUAAAAAUAACCACAAGUUUUCCACAAGCACUCCCUCUCACAAAUGACUUGUGAAGGUGUUGAAAGCAUAUUACGGUUAUUUUUCUUAUUGUGAUUAAUUUUGAAUUGAAAAGUGCCAUUUUUUUAUUAUUAUUAUUUUUAUCUGAAAUUGAGCGGUUGAAGUGUUUGUCAGUGGAUAGCAUGGAGUAAUCGAUGAAUGCAUCUUAAAUGUUUAUUUAGUUCAGGCUUUUCUGUAAAUGUAGAGUUUUACAUCAGUUUGUGGACAUUUUAUCAGAUAUUUCAGGGGGAGUCAGAAAACAUAGAGCUGUUUAAUCAGGAAUUGUUCACUGUAAUGUGAGCUGGUCUGGUUCACAAAUGCUACAAGCACUUUAGAGACGCCUCAACUUAAGCUGAUAGUCCGAUGGGAGAGCGGCACUGAUGCCGCGCUCUAGACUUCUCAACACCUCGCUGAUGCAAUAAUGCACUUCCUCUUCUGUCUUGUUACAUAUCACAUAUGGAACAAAACCGUUUCAUAUGACGUACAUUGCCAAAUUUAAUGUUGAAUUUUGUCCCUUUCAAUAUAUUUCUCCUCUAACAUGUCUUAUAAACAAAGUCUUUGAAUGAUAUUAAAUGUUACUCUAUA
Molecule: messenger RNA, 2432 nt
Organism: Carassius carassius (crucian carp)
Lineage: Eukaryota; Metazoa; Chordata; Actinopteri; Cypriniformes; Cyprinidae
Product: SPRY domain-containing protein 3-like
Exons: 11
Coding region: 157-1407 (416 amino acids)
Molecular function (GO): protein binding
Source: RefSeq, a predicted model, not a curated record